AUGGACAUCUUUUAUAGCGAUACGGACAGUAUGCAUCUCUACAAUGAAGAUAUCCCUCGUUUAGCUGAAGAGUUUGAGAAACGUUAUGGAAGAGUUCUCAUUGGUAAAAACCUUGGUCAAUUUCAUAGCGACUUUGCAGAAAUCACAAAAGAUAAACAAAGUUUAGCAUACAAGUCAAUAUUUUGUGGAAAGAAGACUUACAUAGACUUACUCACGAAUGAUUUAAAUGAAGUUGCAUUUCACUGCAGAAUGAAAGGCGUGAAGCAAGAUGUUAUUGCUUUAACCGCUAAUGAAAUGUUUCCUGACUCUGUUCAGUGUUUCUAUGAUGAAGAUAAAGGUUUAAUGGUUCCGCAAGGAAAAUUUGACAAAGACUCUGAGUUCAGUGUUAUGAAGUUAUAUAAAGCACUUUAUGACGGUCAAGAGAUUGCAUUCGACUUAUGUAAGUCUUCUAUUCCUUGCUUUGCUGAAAAGUUUAACUUCUCAAUAACGACUAAAACAAGCUUUAUUCGUAAGUUGAAGUUCUGA
Trichomonas vaginalis G3 is the source of this 525-nucleotide messenger RNA. RefSeq names its product organellar and viral DNA polymerase type B. Bases 1 to 525 code for a protein of 174 amino acids. Lineage: Eukaryota; Parabasalia; Trichomonadida; Trichomonadidae. The record is from RefSeq and is a predicted model, not a curated record. The transcript has a single exon.